This is a messenger RNA of Oryzias latipes (Japanese medaka), 4148 nucleotides long. RefSeq names its product acid-sensing (proton-gated) ion channel 1b (gene asic1b). NCBI's taxonomy places the organism in Eukaryota, Metazoa, Chordata, Actinopteri, Beloniformes, Adrianichthyidae. Gene Ontology annotation, molecular function: pH-gated monoatomic ion channel activity; ligand-gated sodium channel activity. The record is from RefSeq and is a predicted model, not a curated record. Gene Ontology annotation, cellular component: plasma membrane. Gene Ontology annotation, biological process: sodium ion transmembrane transport.
UACUCUUUGACUCAUAGUUCAUAGCAGGCUCAAUCGCAGCACUCUCUCGGUUCCGCCGACGUUGGACUUCGUCAGCCGGUGUAAAACCCGCUGUCCUAUCCCUGCUCGCUGUUGUUUGGAGCGCCUGUAUUGAUCCGACUAAAAAAUCGCAGCCACUGUGAGGCUUUUUUCCCCCCAAAUUUUGUGCGCGCAGCGUUUCGACUGUGAAACAGCCUCGCUUUUCCAGGGACACUUCUUUUAUCUAGGAAGUCCGGGAUCAGGAAUUCGAAGUCUUGUGGGCAGCAUCGUUCCGAAGGCAGUUUGGAGGAGGGGGGGGAUGGAUGCUCACAGCAGAGGCGCACCGAGGCAUCCAUCAGUCAGACCCCGGUCCUCUGUGAUGCAGCUGGGGAUCCGGGCUGUGGAAAACCCGUGAACCGACGACUGCUUUUAAAACCUUCACAGACCAGAACCAAGCGGGUACUUGACAUUCUGCACAUGCUGCGCGUGCACACGAGGAGCUGGAAAAGCCUCGUCAAUCUGCUGCUGUCCUCAGGAAAAGGAAAAAGCACAUCCAGCCGUUAAUGUCCAAAUCCCCCUAUCGUCUUCACCGAGGCUUGUUUUCUUCCUGUUCCUGCAGACCUGCCGGGUGUCACUUCUGUUAGAGUGGAGCCAAACGACAACUCCAACAUUUUACACAAGUCGGCAGGAGAGGAACGCACUGGCAUCUUUCCAUGCGCACUCAUUUUUUUUUUAAAUUUUAUCUCUAUUAUGAAGCUGUGACCCCAGUUGUGCCGUGGCAGCCUCCGCACUUUUGUCCACGUGGACGAGAUUCUGAAUGAAAGUGGAAUUAUUCUCAAUCUUUUUAUUUGUUCCCAGUGACGCAACAUCUCACGGAGACUGCAUGACAAAUACAUGUGGAAAGGGCGUGAACUUGCAGCCACUACCCCUCCUCUUCAUCAAUAAAGCCUUUACUGUUCCAUAAGGUUGAUUUGCGCUUUUGUGCAACCCAUCCAUCCAUUUUUUGGCUAAAUCGAAAGUCAUCCCGCAGAAAUCAUGGAUCUCAAAGCAGACUCGGACGAAAUGGACUACAAGCGGCCAGCUCCCAUUGAAGUUUUCGCCACCAGGUCCACCCUUCACGGCAUCUCGCACAUGUUCACUUAUGAGCGCAUGUGCCUGAAGCGCACCCUGUGGAUUCUGUUCUUCAUGCUCUCCGUGGGGGUUCUGGUGAUGGUGUGCGUGGACAGGGUGCAGUUUUACUUUGAGUACCCGCAUGUCACCAAGCUGGACGAGGUGGCGGCGUCAAUGAUCGUAUUCCCCGCCAUCACCUUCUGCAAUCUCAACUCCUUCCGCUUCAGCCGAGUGACUCGCAACGACUUGUACCACGCUGGGGAGCUCCUUGCCUUGCUCAACGGCAGGUAUGAGAUCCGAGAUCCACACUUGGUCGAGGAAAAUGUCCUUCAGGUCCUGAGGGAAAGGGCAGACUUUGAAAGCUAUAAGCCGCGCUCCUUCAACAUGCGCGAAUUCUAUGACCGAACGGGGCACGACAUCAAGGACAUGCUGCUUUCCUGUUCCUAUAGAGGCACUGAAUGUAGUGCUGAAAACUUCAAAGUGAUAUUCACCCGGUAUGGAAAAUGCUACACAUUUAAUUCAGGCAAAGAUGGACAACCCCUGAUGGUGACAAUGAAGGGCGGGACGGGCAACGGACUGGAGCUGAUGUUAGACAUCCAGCAGGAUGAAUACUUACCCGUGUGGGGAGAGACCGACGAGACAUCGUUUGAAGCCGGGAUCAAAGUUCAAAUCCAUACCCAGGAAGAGCCGCCAUUUAUAGACCAACUGGGGUUCGGCGUGGCACCAGGGUUUCAGACUUUUGUCUCCUGUCAGGAACAACGGCUGACUUACCUGCCUCCACCGUGGGGCGACUGCAAGUCUACUCCGAUGGACUCGGACUUCUUUAACUCUUACAGCAUAACCGCCUGCAGGAUUGACUGUGAGACACGAUACCUGGUGGAGAACUGCAACUGCCGGAUGGUCCACAUGCCUGGAGAUGCCCCAUACUGCAGCCCGGAGCAGUACAAGGAGUGUGCAGAUCCCGCCUUAGACUUUCUUGUUGAAAGGGACAACGAUUACUGUGUGUGUGAAACGCCAUGCAACCUGACAAGAUACGGCAAAGAGCUGUCUUUUGUCAAGAUCCCCAGCAAAGCAUCCGCAAAGUACCUGGCCAAAAAAUUUAACAAAACAGAGCAGUACAUAGCCGAUAACAUUCUGGUUUUGGAUAUCUUCUUUGAAGCUCUGAACUAUGAAACCAUUGAACAAAAGAAAGCCUACGAACUGGCAGGCCUUCUGGGCGAUAUUGGAGGUCAGAUGGGUCUAUUCAUUGGGGCCAGCAUCCUCACUGUUCUUGAACUCUUUGACUAUCUAUAUGAGAUUUUAAAAUACAAGCUGUGCAGAUGCAUGAAGAAGAAACACAAAAGCCGCAACAACAACGACCGCGGAGCUGUGCUGAGCCUGGAUGAUGUGAAACGCCAUGCUCCUUGCGAGAAUCUUCGCACACCGUCCACAUAUCCUGGGAACAUGCUACCUCAUCAUCCAGGCCAGGGAAACUUUGAAGACUUCACUUGCUGAGCAGGCCUUGGUGAAACAUCAAAGUGCACGUUAUGCAACCAAAGCCAACAAUACAGCAAGAACUAUCCAGAGAAUACGUGAGGAACUAAUCAAAUUAAGGCGAGGGACUUUUGAUAUAAAAACUGAGGGUGAAAAAAAUGGGUGAAUUCAACUUGACAAAGAAUUUUCACCCAAAGGCCAAGUGAAGAAAAAGCCCAGAAUCUUUCAAAUGAAUCUGUUAAUUUUUAGGACAUUUCAUGCAGCAUUCAACGCUCUUUGUGUUUUUCUCUGGAAUACUGCCACAAAAGAUUCUCGUGGAGAGCGGCUAACAACAUGGAUCUUUCUUUAAGCAGGCGAAAAAUAACACAGAGUUACAAAUGGUUAAUAGGAGUGCAAUUCUUUCACUCCAUCAAAAGCAGCAGAUGAGUAAAAGGGACCUGUGUCUCAACGAACCACGCAGCACCUGCUAAAGUGACAAUAUUCAUACUUCUCUCCACUCUACAUGUAGCAACAAAUGAACCUGUUGCAGUGCAUCAUGGGAAGAAAAAGAAACAGUACGCUGCAUUUUUUUUUUCAGAAUGUAUCUUCAUUCACUGUGAGUGCAGUCAAGUGCGAUGGAAAGCCUUUCAUGGUUACAACGGCAGAGAUGGUGAAAAUUUCAGGUUUCAUCCUCAUGUAAUUGCAUGCUUGUAUCUGUCCAGCGCAUGUUUUUCAUUUCAUUUCUGAUUCUUAUUAAUUUACAUAUCUUUAUAUAAUCUAGACUGUGUAUAAAGUAUAUAUAUAUAUAUAUACAUACACAUAUAAUUACCAAAUUUGCCUCAGUGGUUAACAGGAAAAGUAAAUGACUUAUUUCAUAAAUGACUCAUUGAGUGUAUCCCUGUAUGUGUGUGUGUGGGGGGGGGAGUGUAUGUUGAAAGUAUGAAUCCUGAAGUGUUUUGUUUUUUUCGGUAACAUUAGUUCCCCAAUAGGAGAGUGUAAGAACUCCACCUAAAUGCAUUUUAUUGCAGUUGAUGUUUUCGUUUUCGCAUCUGCCCAAUAAAUCAGUGACUUUUCACUCAGCAUCAAGAUGAAAUGUGUUGUUUCUGUGUUGUUGUUUUUUUAAUCUUCUUUUUUGUCAGGGUUUUUUUUUCCUCAACAUUUGUUAAUGACAUUUUUGAAAGUUUUGUAAGGCUGUCAAAAAAUUCUGUAUUUGUGCUCUAAUUACACACGUCUUAUAAAAGCACAAUGCCGCCUGUAUGUAGAGGUGAUGUAAAAGAAAACGUACUAUUCUUCUUACUAUAUUGUCAUAUUAAUAAUAUUGUGUUGACCUGACUGCUUUUCAUUAUUUUGUUUUUUAUUUUAGUUGGGUUUUUUUAAUAAAAAAACAUGCUCUGUAUAGCCUGAUUACUAUGUUAUCACCCUCCAGGCUAAAAGCUAAUCUAUUUAGUUAUCAAAGCAUAAAUAAAUGUAAAUAUCAUUUUGGAAAAAUGGUUUGUCUUCUGGGGCUUUUCUUUUAAUUGUGGUUGUGACUUUCCAUUGUUUUUUUCUGAAUAAACAAUAAAACAGGCUUUUCAGCUUGUCUUAAGCAA